This is a messenger RNA of Neltuma alba, 360 nucleotides long. RefSeq lists its product as uncharacterized. Lineage: Eukaryota; Viridiplantae; Streptophyta; Magnoliopsida; Fabales; Fabaceae. The record is from RefSeq and is a predicted model, not a curated record. Bases 1 to 360 code for a protein of 119 amino acids. The transcript has a single exon.
AUGGGCUCCUCCGCUUCUUCUCAAUGCAAAAACAAAUAUGGAAACUUUAGCUGGAAAUUCAAAGUGAGCAUAGUUCAUUUUGAUGGUAAGCUCCAACAAUGGAAGCAGCCAUUGAAAGCAGGGUACGUUCUGUCUCAGAACCCAAACAGCUUCAUCUGCAGCUCAAAUUCUAUGUACAUAGGCUCACUAUUGCCUCAUGUGGCUCCAAGUGAAGAGCUUCAAGUGGGUGAAAUAUAUUUUCUCAUACCACUUUUUAAAUCUGAUAUCCCGCUCUCACUUCAAGAGUUAGGCGCAUUAGCCGUCAAGGCUCAUGCAGCACUUACCCACUCAAUCAAUAAAUCUUCUUAUGUUUUACUCUAG